Messenger RNA from Halichondria panicea, 14734 nucleotides. RefSeq names its product dynein heavy chain domain-containing protein 1-like. Gene Ontology annotation, cellular component: 9+2 motile cilium; dynein complex. The record is from RefSeq and is a predicted model, not a curated record. The transcript is spliced from 53 exons. The coding region runs from base 100 to 14622 and encodes 4840 amino acids. Gene Ontology annotation, biological process: cilium movement involved in cell motility. Gene Ontology annotation, molecular function: dynein intermediate chain binding; dynein light intermediate chain binding; ATP binding. NCBI's taxonomy places the organism in Eukaryota, Metazoa, Porifera, Demospongiae, Suberitida, Halichondriidae.
CAUCCACAGCUCCGCCCCAUUGGUUCAGAUAAUAGAAAGGCGGGGCUGUUUUUUCCAGCUCUCUGGAGCUAUGAAAGUUGUCAUGGCGAUCCCUUUACUAUGACAAGAAGCAUGCUUUCUUUGAAGGAUGACAUGUCACUCGAAACCAGCUUACCCCAUGAAGAUGGAGAUCCAGAGAUUCCUAGUUUGAAGUCCAAGUUACAGCUCAAGCAGCUUGGAGCUCUCUUUGUGACUGCACUGACCCAGCAAGAAGAUGGAGCCGAAGAUGGAGCCAGUGUGUCUGCCUGGGAGUACUUGCUGACCUAUUUGGAGAGCACACUAUCAAGAAGUCAAGUGAACCAACUUUCAGAACUCCCCGAGACUCAGCAUUACAUUCACAGAGCACUAAAGCAUGUUCAAAAACACUCGGAAAAUCUUGGACAACUUGAAAUCAUCAAUCGCUUAUCUAAACUUUUUCCUGUAAUUGUUGAACGUUUGAAAGAGACAAUUUUUUUAGUUUCCUCUGACGUAACCACACAGACAAUUAAGCGUAAGCGAGCUGCUACCACCAAUUCUUUUAACUCGUCUUCACCACUACAUUCCUAUUGUCCAUUAAAGCUCCCUGCUACAUUUAGAGGACCAUCCGUACAACUGAAUGAGCUUCUACCAGCAGCUAACAAAGUAUCAGUUGAGUUCUAUGAUGUGGAAAAGAACUUUGCUCACACAUUUCCCACAGUCCCGCUAACACAACAUAGUGCUAGGGUAACUCAAAGAUCUCAUCGCAAAACCAAAUCAACCCCUGGUAUUAUGAUUGUUGAGCCAAGAGCUAUGCUUGUUCCAAUGCUCGCUUCAGAAAUACAAGAUGAACAUUUUUCACGUUCUGAUGCUCGCACCCUGUUUCCAAAGAAACAAAUAAGAUCUCCGAGGAAGAAUAUUGAAAAAGGAGCCAGUCAAGUAUCUGAGAUGAGGAGCGUGUAUGAUGUUAUCGAAGCAUUUUCUACUGGGAAACUCAAGUCCGAAUCUGAGUCCAUCUACUUUAACUAUACUAACUCUGAUAAAUGGAAUCCAUAUGACCUGACUAUUGUACCUAAAAGGAAAGUACAGUCAGAACAUUUUGUAGUAUCCAAGUUUGGAAUCCUUCAAGUACACCCUGAUGGAACAUCAGACUUGCAAAGUUUUGCAGGCUGGUUGAGAGAAGCCAGUUUUUACAAAAUGCUGAGGAGAAGUCCAUUUUUGAAAACCUAUUUGGUUCGACGUGCCUUCAAGCAGUGGUAUGGCAAUGUACGGUUUGCUCAAUUUGCCCGAUUCCAUAGACAGGUAGCAAGACUUUCGAUUCGAUUUCUACCUGAUUUUGCUAGUGCUCUGCUCAAAAUCCAAUCUCUCAGUGAAGAAUUGCUGACUGUGCCUUUUCACCAACUUGUGCCUCUAUCGAACUAUGAUCAAGAAACACUGGAGCAAGCUAUACAGGGCUCACUGUCAAAGGCUCAACGACUACUACACAAAUAUUUCAAAUAUUGCAGACGUUUUAUCAUGGAAGUUAUAAAGACAACUAUUAGUCAGGUCAUUAUUUUUGAGACAGAUAGACGGCAUAAGCCAUUCGUAUCCGAUCUUCCACUGAGUGUACAAAAAGAUAAAUUUUCACAGUUGGAAAAAGAUUUAAAAGCAGCCAAGUAUCAAGCGAGCAAUCUUGCUAACUUCGUUUGUCUUGCAGAAUAUAUUUUGUCCACUUGCAUACUCACACUGUCCAAGCAUGGAGCUCAAUCUUGGAUAGAUACUGUUCUUACUAAAGAAGAAGACAGAGUCAAUUUCACACCAGAAUUUAGCAGCAUUGUAUCCAGUGAGACAAGACUGAGCCAUACUUUUUGCAGCGCAGUGGAUACUGAGUCCAAGCAGCUUCCUUCUGGUAGAUCAAGCCCCAAUGCAGAUGCUUUCCUGUUGACCUCGUUUGAACUCAAUGAAACAGGAGAGCUGUGUGUUCAUCCUUUGCCUUCAGACUUGAAGGGUCUCAUAGCUGGCCAACUGCAAAGGAUCUGCUCAAUCCUCUCGUCAGUUGUAGCCCCUCUCACCAAGUCAACUGCAGCACAAAAAUCUAUAAGCAGGGACGAGCAUCAGCCCACCAACGAUUCAAACCCUCAGUACUCGAUCCCCCAAGCAGCCCCUCCGUCAAUGGCCCCCUCUAGACAGCCCAGGUCCCUCUUGACAGUCUUAAAGGGUAUCAGUGGAGACAACAGGGCUGAUGGCAUGAUGACCAGUGAGAGAGCGCGCAGUGAGCUCAGUGAGGUCACCACCAGGCUGCUCAGUGGUGCAGGGGAGAGAGCAGAUGUGUUAGUUACACAGGGUUCACCACUGGAGACCGACAAAUUUGUGGACAAAAUUAAGACAGAUGAGGUGUUCUUGAAUUGUGUGACAACCAUUGAGACUGCUGUUGAGAGAGUGUGUGUUGAGCUCAGAGAGAUGUGCUCUCAGUACAGCUGGUUGAGUGAUGUGUGGAAAUUCAUCACUGCUUGGGAUGGCAACGAGAAGAUUGCUAGUAUGACAGCAGAUAAGUAUGAGGUAGUACUCUCCCAGCUGCAUGAGUGGACUGAUCUGGUUGCUCAGUUGCCCCCCAGACUCCCCACCUCCUACUCUCUACUCAGUGUCUCCACGAUCCCUGUUGCGGAGCGAGUGGGGCCUCAGCUGGCCGCUAUGUUGGAGGAGCUCACAGCAGUUGGGAUGCAGCGUGCAAUGGCUCUUUGUAAGAAGGUGCUUGAGGAUAUCAAGCAACGGGUUGAAGUGCUGUCUGCUAAGAGAUAUGAUCUGGAGGGAUUUGCUGAGUAUACGCAUCAGUUGCGAGAGUGCCAAUCAUUUAACAAGAGUGAAGCAGACAACAUAGACUAUGUCCUAAGAGUUCACAAUAGCUUGCUGCAUCAUGGCGUGUGUAUACCAAAAGAUGAUAACGCUCUCAGCAUGAAAUUGCAAUUGGCGUGGCAUGCAUUUCGAGGCAAGCUAAAAGAGGCUGAGGUGUUUGUCACAGCUCAAACUCCAAUGAAGGCACAAGGACUCCAGGAGAGUAUUGAGGCAUGUGUUGAAGACCUGUCGGCUCUUGUGAGGCAGGUCAAUGAGGGCGAAUUUAUCAAUCCUGCGGCUAUCCCUAAUGAGCUGCUUGAUGAACUGAAGCUGAUCCAGGAGAGUGUGUUGGCAGUGCGAUCACGACUGUUGGGCCUCAGUAAGUGGAAGGAGGCCAUCACUGGACAGCCACACGACCUCUCAGGGGUUAGCAGUUUGAUGAAUCAACAGUAUAUGCGCCAGGAGUUGUGGAAGUAUCGUAGAGUAUUUGACACGUACGAGAGAGAAUGGGUCAAAACGCCGUUCAAGAAACUGGACAUUAACCAUCUAUCCCAAAAGGUUUCAGACUGGUUGACAGCUUGUACCAAGCUGGAGAGAACACUGUCUCCUGAUGAUCCAGUGGUGAGUGCAUGGAGAGAGAGACUACAAGAGUUCAAAGGCAGGAUACCGCUACUCCAACAACUAUCAUCUAAAGCUCUCAAGGCUUCCCAUUGGUACACAAUAUUUGCUUCACUGGGCGAAGACUACAAUGCAGACUACCCAUACACACUGGUAGACUUUGAUCUCUACAAGAUGUACGAUCAUUCUGACAUUAUAUUCGAGAUUUGUCACGAUGCCAUGCAACAAGAGAAACUUAGAGCCAAGGUUGACAAACUACAAUCAUUACUUGAGCAAAAGACGAUUGCCGUUAACCAGUUUCCAAUUGAGCGCUAUCCAUUUGCCGUUUCCAAAAAGUCAGUAGACACCUCUGUGCCCCAUCGACAGGCCACCAUAUCACCACGCAAAACAUCUCAAGUACCGCGAAAGGUUGCCGUACCAAACACUCCAUCAAAAACAACAUUCUCUGUUGGUUUCCAUGGCUUAACUAAAGACUCUGCUACCCUGGACUGCCUGUUUACCAUAGAACAUCAGAACCAGCUGUGUUUGUGGCUAGAGGACAAACUGAUACAGAUGAAGGUGUUGCUUUCCUCCCCUCAUCUUGGGAACUUGAAGUCCAGGGGAGAGCAUUUAUUAAAGACUCUCACCGAGCUGCAGGAGAUUGUCAUGAUGCUGUCACAGUGUCAGGAUAAGUGGUGUGAGCUUCUAUCAUUAUUCUCUCAAAUGGACGAAGACCAGUACAGCAGCUCUGGCCUGACUGAGCUACAGCAAGGUAGCUCCAAGUACCAGGAGAUUGUUAUGAGCAUACGAGAUGACCCUAGACUACUCUCUCUAAUGGGGAAGAGAAGGGGACAGAAAGGAUUCAGAGAUCUGCAAGGAGAGCAUCUUAGGCAACGGAUUCAUGACAUGGAGUCAGUUUUGGAGAUUGUGAUACACAAAGUUCAGGGACGUCUCAAGGAGAGCUGUGUCCAGUUCCCUCGUCUUUACUACCUAUCAGACAAAGAUAUCCUUCAACUUCUUUCCAACAAUGGGAGACCCAUUUCCAUCAUGCCAUUGCUAAGCAGGGUGUUCCCCGCUAUUAAAGGUAUGCAACUGUCUGAAGUGGUUCCCAACCAGAGCUCCACCACAUUUCGAAAGCUGGCCUCAAAGAGUGAAGAAGGGCUCCAGGUUAUGCUGGUCGAAGGGUGGGGUGGGGAGCAGUUGCCUCUCUCUGUUCCCCUCCCCCUCGGGAGAAGACUUGCCCCUCAGUGGCUGAACGCUCUAGAGGGAGCUAUCUCCUACUCACUGGCUGCAAGCCUCACCAACACCAUCGCCAGUUUGCCGGACUGUCUAAUGGGAAUGAGUGGCAGUGCACCAACUGAUGCUGCUAUCAUUGGAUGGGUGAGCAGCAACCUUAGCCAGUGUGUUCAACUAUCACUAGAGCUCUGCUGGACCUCUGCCAUUCAUUCUGCACUACUCAGUGAAGAGCCGGUGACUGAGCUCAAGCAAACGAGGUCUAGGCUUUCAAAUACUAUAGAGUUUAUCACUGAAUUGGUUCGAUCUCUGGGCAGAGAUUCUGGAAAGGGCACGGUCAAACGCUCAAGCUUUGUUGUGCUACAGAAUUUGAUCCUUAUACUCAUGCAUAAGACUGGAAUCCUUAAAGCCAUUCUUGACACUAAGUUAGCUGCUGUGAGCUGCUUCAAUUGGAGGUAUCGCAUUCUCUACUCAACGGACACAGACACACUCUAUCAAGACCAUUGUAAGAUCCAGAUAGAACGAAGCUUGGCCUCCUCUUUUUCAAGCCUAGCUCCAAGCUCUAAGCUUACUGGCAAAGCAGCAUCGUUAGGCUACAGAUUACAGAAUUCCUCCCGUAAUUUAGUCGCCUCCAGCAAGAGCUUGCUGUCCUCUAAAAAUAACUUGCUGUCAACUACCAAAGCCACUAACGAACAUAAGAGUUCCGCAACUUCUUCGAUUGUGCUGACAACUGAACUAACCUCGAGCAGACGUUCUGUCCCAACAAAAUGCAUGGUCCACUGUGGCGAGAGCAUAGUGCCAUACGGAUUUGAGUAUCUGAGUCUGGACAGUAGACUGGUGCUCGCCCCUGAAUCAGAGGCCUGCAUUCUCUCCAUGGUCAAUUCCCUGGCUCAAUUCAACUCUUGCUCACUUCACGGGGGACCAGUGUCAGGGAAGACAGAGACAGGGAGAGAAAUUGCGAAGGUGGUUGGAAGGCACUGCCAGGAGUUCCGAUGCUCCCCUGAGACCACCCUCUCUACCGUACACCGGCUAUUAACUGGGGCUGUUCAGACGGGAUCUCUACUGCUGAUAGACAACUUUGUUGAUCUCAAAUUGGAGGUGAUGAUCUUGCUAGGAGAGUGGCUGCGUUCACUGAGCUUGUUGUUUGCAAAAGCUUUUAGAGGAACGCUAUCAGAACAAGAAGAAGCUCAAAGUGAUGCAGGUCUCACAAAUGUUGAAAGUACUUCAACUAUUGGCCCCAUUAGUUUAUUCAAUCAUCAGCAGUCAUUCAAAGCUUCCUCCAACCAUUUUCAUAUCCCCAAGCUACCAUCUAACAAAACUUUGACAUCACAGACAGAUGAUCCGUUGACCACUUCAUCUCUUAGCCACCAUUUGUCUCGUAUGCCUGGCCACGGGAUAGCAGCAUCGUCGAGCAACAAGACAUCCACCCCUUUCCCCUCACACAGAACCGAGACUCCUUCACAAUACCAUCACUCGUCUAUGUCCGGGAGAACCAGUCGAGCCACCACAAGAAUGGACUGGUACAAGAUGGUCGAGGAUGAGGCCGAAUGGUUUGGGUAUGGUGGAGCACCUAAAGAGGAGCUUGAGUUUACUGGUGAUCUGCUCAGAGCAAGCCCCGCAUUUGGUUGUGUGCUAAUCAGUUCUUCAAAUGUACAGAGUCGAUUUGAAAUCCCUCAUCAGCUAAGGGUUGCUCUGCGUAGUGUGGGGGUGAUGCCGCCUGAUCUCUCAUGGGUCACUGAAGUUCUAUUGCUGAGUAACGGUUUCAAAUCAGCACACAACCUGAGCAGAAGCUUUUCAAAGUUUUGGCAGGUCUUCGGAUACCAAAUUUCUUCAAACAGUCUUAAUGUGUCUCCACCACCCUCAACUGUCAACCUACAUGCUUUGAAGCUUAUUAUCAACCAGGCAGCCUCAGUCCUCCACAAUACUUCUGACCCUGGUCUCUCCGAGAGGAAGAUCCUGGUCGGCUCUAUUAAGCAGUACUUCUCCCCUCAACUAACCCAUCCGGGAGAGACAGAGCAGAGAGAAGAGAUCGGGGAGCCUAUCAGUACCACCUACGAGCUGGCCACUUGGAACAAGCUGAACCAAUUACUAGAUCUGCAUUUUCCUGAGUGUUGUAUGUCACUUGGUGAUGAUGGUGGAAUGGAUAGCAGGCAUGAGUUGGUAGAGCUUACUGACGCAGUUCAAGCGCAGCUCAAAGAACAGCAUCUUCAGACCCUCCCAUCACUUGUAAACAAGAUUCAGCAGCUUCACUUAUCCCUGACGAGCUCAAAAUGUGUUUUGCUGUGUGGACCAUCUGGAAGUGGAAAGACAAUGACUUACAAGACACUCGCCUCAGCCUAUCAAUAUAUCAGAGAGCUGAGAGCCCUUGGAAAAUCCUCGAAAGCUUCAAAAGCUUCAAACCGAUUUGAUAAUACAAAAAAGUGUGAACAAUAUCCUACCAUUGACAUCACAGUGCUCAACCCAGCUGCAUACACCUAUGAUGAGUUGUUUGGGUUCUACAAUGGUUCUUGUGAUGAGACUGGACAUCAACAUUGGAGGGAUGGAAUUCUCACCAGGAUAUUCAGACAAAUACAAUCACUAGACGAAGGCAGGGCAUCCAUUACCACCGACACUUCACGAGAGGUUGAGUCAGUGGUCCACUGGAUUGUACUGAAUGGUCCUGUAGAUAGUAUGCUUACAGAGAUGCUUGCUUCACUUGUCAGUGGAGAAGGACUGUUUCUCUCCAAUGGAGACAAACUAAACCUUCCUGGCUCUUGCCAAGUGUUGGUUGAGACAAACAGCCUUGCUGAGCUGAGCCCUUCUUUCAUAGCGCACUCACCCCUCCUCUACUUCAGUGGGGGUGUGCUCACAUUUGAUGCUGUGGUCGAUACAUGGUUGGACAGGGCACCAACACAACAUAACCUCAGUGCCAUGAGCACUGAAACUAUGGCAAACAUUAUCAAGAAACUUCUGCCAGAGACUCUCGAAUACUUGCACAAGACAAACACAAAGUGUCUAGGCACAUCAUACUCACUCUGGGCCUCAUCUCAGACGUAUGGAUUGAUCGAGACUCAAUCCUUUCUUAACUUUCUCUCAGCCGUUCUGGAGCGUAAUUCUCCUAAAAUUGAGUCAAGUGUGACGCACACAGGGAUGGCCAGUAGGAGCAGCAGACUCAGCAGCAGGGCAAGCAGUGCUGUGCUCAAUAGUUUCAGCUCAGCGUCAAUGCAAGAGCAUAGCAAUGUCUCAAUGGUAACUUCCAAGACUAGUGUGAGCAUUGAAGGGGAACCACUCGAGCCAUUGCCAGAUGACCUCUCGGACUGCAAUCUGGAGGUGGAGUUUGGCCUUUCCUUGCAAUUCCAAAUGGCCUCAAUGCUAACGUUUUCAUACAUCUGGUCUCUCGGUGUUUUCUGUCCUUUCAGUGAGCUUUCCUCUUUUAGUGACUUUGUUCGGGAAAUGAUAGGCAGCUACAUACCGUUUGAGAUGUCUGUACCUGAAGAGGGCUCUGUGUUUGACUAUUACUUGAACUUGAGACAGUACAAGUUUUUACCGUGGUCAGAGAGAAAGGGAGGUGGGAGUAAGGAUGUAUCUGCGAGUGGAUAUGUCUCCUUUCCCGAAUUGGACCGCUACACAUAUAUCAUAGACCUGUACAUAUCGUAUGGGUUCAAUGUGAUGAUUGUCGGUGGCAAAGGAUCUGGGAAGAGCUCACUCGUUCAAAACGUCCUCCAAAUGCAACGUCCCAUCACAAGAUUACCAAUAACUCCUACCCUUACAGCUGGCCAACUUCAAGAGAAAAUUCUAACUCGGGUCAGUGACAUUGAGAAAAGAGCUGGGCAAAGAUUCUCACAUAGACAGUCAUCGCCAAUGAAGUAUUUAUUUUUUCUGGACGAUGUUCAUGUUGCAGCUAGAACUAAUUUUGGGUCUGGGAAUAAAGUCUCUACUGUAUUGGAGCUCACUAGAUUUGUCUCCACUCAUCGUCAGCUCUACGAUUAUUCUAGAAACUAUCUGCACACUUUCAACGAAGCUCGAUUUAUUUGUUCGUGCACUCCUGAGGAAUAUUGGAGACUGCCGAUUGAGUUUUCUCGAGCGUUCAGCUCUGUGCCUUUCCUACCUCCUUCUGACAGUUGUCUUAGGCACAUAUUCUCUAGAAGUGUUUUACUAUGGUUACAGGGGUUUCCGGAAACUUCAAUUGGAGAUCCUGAAAUAUUUGCUGAGGCUCUUGGUACUGCUUCUGUGGCUGUGAUUCGUAGCUUGGCUGAUAAAAUCUGUCCCUCUCCCUCAAACCCCCAUUUUACUUUCUCGUUACAUGACUUCAUGCACGUGUACGAAGGCUUGUUGCUUCUCUCACCGGACACUAAGACUAAGUCCCAACCACAAUUCAGUUUGCUAAAUCGUAGGGGCUUCCUCAGCUCAACACAAAGUGAUCAAUCUCUUCGGAAAAAAUCUAGUAGUAAACAAAAGAGACGUUCUUUGCCAUCCUUGAGCGUGGGCUCUAAUCAGAAUCAACUGAGAUCUCGCAAGAGAGGAUCCUCUUUGGCUGGCAAUUUGCUCCUCAAUGAUCAAGCUCAGUCUACCAUACGAAUGGUGAUAAGACUCUGGUGUCAUGAGACAACACGUGUGUAUUUGGACAGGAUUGUGGACAGUAAAGAUAGGAUCUGGUUCACAAAGCUGCUUGAAGUGUGUAUCAAGUACUGUUUCUGUGGAGAUGAUCUAAGUGGCUCAACAACCAAAUCUAUACCACAACAGAGGCAGCUCGGUGGAACAGCAUCUUAUGGAAGUCGACGUGUACGUGGUGGGUCAAUGAGAGGUGGCAUACUGCCCCAGUCCUCAUCGGAUGGUCCUAAACUGGAGGAUCUGGUCAAAAUGGGGGUCAGGGUGGAGGUCCUGCAGCAACUGAUGCCCCCCGGUGAUGGUGGCAGUGGACUCACUAAGCUACUUGCUCUAGAUCAAGUGACGAUGAAAGGAGAAGAUUUGACAGAGUUGAUAUUUGCUCAGUUUCCUAAGGUUGCCAACUCAAAUGUCGAAGAUUCAACUUCUGCUACUGAUUCACCCUCUGAUAGUCCCAACUACACUGAACUGGGUGAUGGACAGGUCAUGGACAUACUGAAGAUGCACAUUGGAGAUUUGAAUUCAGGAGAUGGAUUAGUCUUGUUCAAGGGAGCCAUUGAGCAUGCAGCACGAAUAUGCAGGGCAAUGAGUUUGGUUGGAUCUCAUGCAAUGCUCAUUGGCACUAGGGGCUGUGGAAGAAGGACCCUGGUCAGACUCAUGUCACAAAUCUUUAAAGCCAAGUUGUUUGAAGUCAGAUCAGCAGGAAACAUUCUGAAAGACACCUUAAGAGAUGUGUGUGUGUCUGCUGCCGUAGACUCGCAACCAACAGUUCUACUGGUCACUAACACUGACGCACUCAAGUCUCAAGAUUGGGAGAAAGUACAACUCCUGAUGAAAAAUGGACUAUGCCCUAGGCUGUUUACCACAUCUGAGCUGCUGGUGAUGAGCAGCAAGCUCCAGAAGGGCAGAGUGAAGAACACUACCGAUUUUGCCCAACAGAUAUUUGCCAAGACAGUCAGGAAGCACCUACAUGUAUUCAUAAUCUGGGACGUAGACAACACCACUGAUACCCUCUUCAGUACAACCACUGCUAAUAACAAAUCACUAGGGGAGGAGCAAAUGAGGGCCGUCUUUUCAUCUCUAUGUCAGGCUUGCUCGUACAUUGAUCAUGUCACUAGCUGGACAAAGCAAGAGUACACUGACAUAGCUUUGAGAUCGUGGCAGCAAGGAUUUAGCAAUACAGGCGGUACAGCUGUGAGGUUGCAGGAUUGGAUUGAUACCAGCAGUCAACUGGAGGCAGUAGGCAUGCUCGCUACACACAUUCACCUCACAACCUCAGAGCUACUGACCAGGAUAAACGGGCGUCGAUCCAGCACACUAAUCUCACCAAAAGUCUUCAUUGAGUCUUUGAGAAUUGCUCAGGAACUGGCUGUCAAAUUCAUAGCUCAAGAAAAGGUGGAAGAGACCCGUUUGGAGAUGGCUCUACAGAAAAUGGCCCAAUUGGACAGCACUGUGUAUGAGUUGGAGCAGGAGCUGGGGGUACUGAAGCCACAGCUGGCCGUGGCUGAGCAGGAGGUGCAGCAGCGAAUGAACCAGAUAACGACAGCCAAGGAAAAGUACAUGGCAGCCAACCAGAGGUGUAAGACAGCUGAAGAUACUAUAAAUAGUGAAACAAGAAAUGUGGAACGCUACUCUAAAAUGGUCAAAGAAAGAUUCAAUGAGGUGUCACCAGUCUACUACUCAGCACUUCAUGCUUUGUCCUCUGUUAAGAAGAAUGACACUCUUGAAGUAAUGGGCUACCGAAACCCACCAGACGUGCUCAAACCAGUUUUUGAUGCCCUUUGCAUGCUCUUUGAUAGGGAACAAACGUGGGAGGAUUGCCAGCAGUUACUUAUUUCACCAAAUUUCUUUGAGAACUUAAGGUUUUUCGAUAAGGAUAAUGUUCCUAAACGAAAGCUGCAUCGUCUUAAUAAAAUUAUCAGUAGACACUCAAAGUUUGAGAUGCUUGCUCAAGGAAGUCAGGCUGUGAUCUCACUGUGCUCCUGGCUUAAUGCUUUGAUAGACUAUCACAACACUAAGACGGCAGUGCAGCCUUUUAGAGAGAGUCUGGCUAAAGCGGAGAAAACACUGCUAGAUGCAAACAAGACAUUUGUUGAGAUGCGUAGAGACAUGAUGGAUACAAAGUUAGAGCUUGAAGAGACGGUGAAAGUACACAAGGAGAGUGUGCAAAAACAAAGAUCAGUUGAACUCGAAAUAGAGGGCAUUCGCUCCAAGCUUGACCAUUCCAAUCACCUUUUAUCCACGAUAUCCAAACAAAGACAGAAAUGGGAAGAAAGUAUCAAAAUCACCAAAGGGAGGAUUGAUUCUCUCCCAGGUCAUGCUGUACUGUGCUCAGCAGCCGUCUGCUACUUGACCAGAGUCCCGCCCAAUAAGCACAAUGACCUGCUCUCUGCUUGGUUAGGCUACUGCAAUGGCAGCAUUAGUCUGGGAAACUUGUCUGAGGAUCGUGGAGGACUACAGUCUACACAGGGAUAUAAAGUGCACGGAGGACAGCAACAAGUUGUACGGAUACAAAAGGACUUCACAGUUGCUGCCCAUUUUUCUGAAAAAGCAGAGCGGUCUCUGUGGGAGCAAGAGAGCACAUUUCCUGAUCAAAUCCUCCUUGAUAGAUGUUUGUGCACAAGAUUCUACUGUAGAGCUGGAAGCUGUAGCUGGCCUCUGGUAUUUGACCAGUACAGUCAGUUCAAGGGCUACCUGGAAGCAUUAGAAAAGCAAUCAAUCACAGCUUCUCAAUUAGAAAGAGAGAGUAGCUCAACUGAACUUGGGGCAGUUCUCCAAAUGGACCUGCAAGACUCUGACGUGGCUCAGAGGCUAUCUAAAGCCAUGACCACUGGACGCACAGUAUUACUGUUAAUCAAGAAUGUGACAAUCUUACAAGACGAAAAGGAAAAUGUGAAUUUUUUGUCGAAGGUGUUCAGAAGAGGCUAUUUCCGAAAUGGCGGCCAAACUUUUCUUGACCCAUCUUGCAGCGUUCUUGUACACCCCCACUUCAAGCUGUAUAUUGUGAUUGAGCAGAGCCUAGAAGAUGUGAUGCAAUCGACUGCCUAUUUCAAUAGUGUGGGAUCUUUUUGUGGUAAUGACUGGUCUUCUAUAUUCGUGGUUGAGCUUGGAUUGAGCCUCAAAGGACUCCAAAGUCACCUUCAAAAGCUGAUUCUGAAGUACAAAAAACCAGAAUACAGUAUUCGCUACAAGUCACUACUAACUGACCUGACACUACAUCAUCAACAGCUUGAAAACAAUGAGAGAGCCGUUAUUGACAGUGUGGUGGACACUCCUACCUCUCUUCUGGAGGUGCCUGAUCUCCUCGUGACUAUUCAAGAAAGUGAAUCAUCAGAUGCUUCAACUCUAGAGCUUAUCCACGAAACAAAUAAGAAUAUCAGGACAUUCAAUCAGCAGUCCCUUGCCUACAAAUCUCUUUCGGAAUAUUCCAGUUUGCUGUACACCUGCAUACGGAGACUCCAACAAUGUUUCAGAUAUUUCAAGUUUCCAUUGGAUCAGUUUGAGGUUUUGUUUAGUGAAGUUCUCACCAAUUCAAGCAGAGGAGUGAAAGUGCCAGACAACGUUAUGGCCAUUAAUGCUCAUGUCCUCCACCUAAAGCACCAGCUACUGUCAGUUGUAUGCAAUACCCUCAAGGUGCACCUGUUUGAAAGGCAUCAAAUUCUACUCUUAUUGCUGGUGGGCCUCGAGUUUAUGAAACACCAGGGUAAACUGGUAUCAGAGGAGGUCGAGGUGCUCGGGAGGGUUCUUCUAUUGACUGAGGGACAAAUUGAUUUAUCUUCAUCUUCAUCUGAUCCAAGCUCUCAAUACGAUCCACUCAAGCCUUCAUGGAUUAGUGAUGAGUCAUGGUGUGCUGUGCUUCAGCUUCAAAAGGGUCUCCCCUCCUUUAGACGGCUAUCCACAGAGAUAGUCAAUCACAGUUGUGAAUGGAAUGAAUACUUGAAGUCCUCCCCCUCUCUCCUGAUGCCUGUACCUGGUUAUGGUGACAACUGUUCAAUGCCACAAAAGCUUCUCUUGUGGAGAGUUUUACGACCAGAAAUGUUUUCUGAAGCUGCAAAGGAUUUUAUCCUUCUGACCUUCGGCACAGACUUCACCAACACACACCCCUGUACCAUUGGCUCGAUUCUUCCUUACACCAACCCUACCACCCCAACAUUGUGUUACUACUCAAACAGCGUUAGCUUCCCUGAAUCUCUGAAGCGAACUGAAGCUACCAGGGAGCUGUGUUGUGUUGCUCUGAUUGAUGAGCACCACUUAGUUACCAUUGAGUCUCAGCUGUCAUACCUCAUGCAAGACGGGCACUGGCUUGUGGCUGAGAAUCUCCAAUUAUGUCACAACCCAUCAGAAAUGUUUUCAUCGCUUAGCAAGGUACUUAGUGAAUUGUCCAAAGAAGUGACUGUCCAUCCAGACUUUAGAGUAUGGAUACCUUUGCCCCUUGACUGUUUUGUUGCAACUGAUUUGGGAGGAGGAUUCGCUUUUGAAUACAAAAGCUUUGAUUUUUCUCCGAGUAGCAACCAGCUUAUUUAUGAUCUUCAAACCGUGAUCAAUUACACAUCUACUAAAGAUGGGGCCUCCAAAACCAAUUGUCAAAAGUGGGAAGCUCAUAUCACUCUGAUUUCAAAGCUUCAGAACUUUAUCUCUCAACCUCUUUCUCUGACUGACCUGGCUGAACUCGACCCAAACCAAGACACCUCACAAAACAUUUUACCGCUUAUCUUUGAAGAGUUGGCGUCAACAAACAGAAUAUUGACGUCCCUACAAUCUUCACUUUGGAGUCUGUAUAAUUAUUUAAAUGGACAUUUACGAUUUACAGCACAAAUUGGAGCCACAUUGACAGCACUGAGCAACAACUCGAUACCUGCAAAUUGGGCUUACUCACUUUCAACUGACCACGGUUUCCCAAGAACACUCGUGCCAGCACUAAAACUCUUGAGGGAGAGAUUUUCAGUUUAUGUCGGUGUUUUACGGAGUGGAGCUGUACCCAGUGAAACCAGUCUAUUGAUGAUCUCCAAGCCCGAUGACCUAAUAUCACGAACCAUGCUCUCGUUUGCAAAGGAACAUGAGCUACACCCUUGCAAUGUGACUGUACAAGCACAGGUGUUACUGAGACCCGGAGAUGAUCAAGUUCAUGAGCCGUGUCUCGUGUUGAAAGACCUUCUCCUACACAAAGCUACACUCGACAGUCAUGGUCACCUUGUAUGUGACAUUCACGAAGGAGCUAGCAGUGGACAGUCAUGCUGGGUUGCUGUGUAUUUCGAUAACAGGGAGAAUGCCAACAAACUGAUUCUAAACUGCCCUGUCUUUAUAAACUCUGCUUAUAGAUUCACCCUUCCACUGGUUAAUACUCACUGUGAGCUUGACUCAAUUAGUGACAAGAUUUACCUCAGUUGUGACAACACCAAUUAACCUUAUAAUCACUUAAUUAAUUAAUUAUCAGUUCUUUUUUUAAAACACAGUCUCUGUUACGUUGUGCCCAGCCAGUACAUGCUUCAUGAAGAAAGUUUGUUAUUAAAAUUAA